Crotalus tigris (Tiger rattlesnake) is the source of this 2487-nucleotide messenger RNA. It is a transcript of the gene RND1, whose product is annotated as Rho family GTPase 1. Bases 103 to 804 code for a protein of 233 amino acids. The record is from RefSeq and is a predicted model, not a curated record. The transcript is spliced from 5 exons. Gene Ontology annotation, molecular function: GTP binding; GTPase activity. NCBI's taxonomy places the organism in Eukaryota, Metazoa, Chordata, Lepidosauria, Squamata, Viperidae. Gene Ontology annotation, biological process: small GTPase-mediated signal transduction.
CCCGCUGUAUUAAUUGAGCCGGCGGGUGGGGACGCUGGGAUUUUGCUGCAAGUCGCGAGCGCUGGUGUUGUAGCUGCUUCACCCGCUUCGUUUAUCAUCGCCAUGAGGGAGAGAAGGACUCCUCAGCCAGUAGUGGCCCGGUGCAAGCUGGUUCUGGUGGGGGAUGUACAUUGCGGCAAGACGGCCAUGCUUCAGGUGCUGGCCAAAGACUGCUACCCGGAGACCUACGUGCCCACAGUUUUUGAGAACUACACAGCAUGCCUGGAAACGGAGGAGCAACGGGUGGAGCUCAGUCUGUGGGACACAUCUGGAUCCCCAUACUAUGACAACGUGCGCCCCCUAUGCUACAGUGACUCAGAUGCUGUCCUGCUCUGCUUUGAUGUUAGUCGCCCCGAGACCAUGGAUAGUGCAAUGAAGAAGUGGAAGACUGAAAUCUUGGACUAUUGUCACAAUACCCGUGUGCUGCUGAUAGGAUGCAAGAUAGACCUGCGUACCGACUUCAGCACCCUGAUGGAGUUGUCCCACCAAAAGCAAGCCCCAGUCUCUUAUGAACAGGGUUGUUCUGUAGCCAAGCAGCUGGGAGCAGAAAGUUACCUAGAAUGCUCUGCCUUCACAUCAGAGAAGAGCGUCCACAGCAUCUUCCGGACAGUGGCAUCCCUCUGCCUCACCAAGUCUGGCCUCCCAGGGCCCCCCAAGAGCCCUGCCCGAAGUUUUCCCAAGAGACUUCUCCAUCUUCCCAGCCGAUCAGAGCUCAUUUCUUCCACUUUUAAGAAGGAGAAAGCAAAAAGUUGUUCCGUCAUGUGAAGGGCCGGCUGCAGAGGGUGGUGAUGGAACCGCUGUGGACUCUGGGCCUCCAGGUGGCCCCUCCAGGGUGGGAUUCAGAGAAUGGAUUGCCUUUUCCAAGCCAGAGCUGGAAAGUUAAAGAAAGAUCCAGUUUCCCUCUCUUCCCAUUUUGAGCAGACCUGCUGUCCAGGGAGGAGAGGGAAACAGCAAAACGUGGCUGGACUGCUUGAAUGAAGAUUGGCGCAAGACGUGCCUGCUCUGCAAGGUCUUGGGGCUUGGCACAGCAACAUCUUGGACCGUAGCAGCUCUGGGGACUAUUGUGCAUAUUAGAAGGAACUGAAAAAGAAUCGCCACCGCCAUUAUCCUGCCUCGCCGAUGCACAGUUAAUAUCUUCCUUUGGCCCUAGGUUAUCACAUCCAUCUGCUGCUUGUCAUUUGCCUGUCUGAUGCGGACUAAGUGCAAGCGUCUCUCCUUUCUCCCUCUAUGCCAACACAUGAAUCCCUCUCUGUAUCUAGGUGCCCAGGCACCCUUCCUUGUGGAGAUAAAGCUAGGGGUGGGAGGAGAGAAUGACCUUCUAUUGAUCUUAUGUGUGUUGAAAGAAAGAAAAUGGGGGGGCGGGGGAGUCUGUGAAAUGUUCAGUGUUAUUAAAAGAGAACCUAUUUAUUAAUGAAAAUAUAAUACAGAUUAACGGUCUUAUUCAAAGGGCUUUCUUCUUUGUCACCACCUCUCUUCUGCUCUCCCCAUGAUAGAAGGAACAAAGACAAAACUAUUUUACAAAACUUCAAAUUUGAUUCCGUUCCCUCAUCUCCAAAGGCAGAGGGGUUGGUUCCUCUUCUAGCUUUGGGUCAAAGUCUUAAAGUAAUCUUUAGCAUUUCCAGAUGACUCUAGCAAGAAACUCUGGGAGCUACCUUUUAGUCAAUCAAAGAAAAGGAAAUCAGCUGGAUCUAGGAUAGGCAAUACAUAUAACUUUUAAUUAAAUUCCAAUACCCAUCAAUCCUAGUCUUUUUGGCCAACAGAGGAUGCUGACAGUUACAAUUAAUAGCUUUUGGGAGGCUGCUUUGUUUUGGUUCCUGAAACAAGCUUUUUAUUUCAGCCUUGUAUUCCCAGGCCAGGAUUAGAUUUGGAGAUCUAUUCUGCAAACGCUGCUAUGCUGAAGGUCCGUGACUUUAAAUAGUGAUCUUUAAUUUAAACUGCAUGUCCUUUCAGUAUGGUGAUCAUAAACUGCCCCAGUAGCUCUUGUGGGCUGGUUGUGGCCUGGUUUUAAUGGACAAACUGAGCCUUUAUCCAGUAGCAUCUGAAUUAUGUUUCUGGUUGCAGUGAUCCUGUGAAUGCUAAGGGCCCCAUGGAAUCUGAAGACUUUAAAAUGUCAAAUUGAUACAACCACCACAGUAGGACAAAUCCUUUGGUUCUGGAAAAAACACAUUGCUGCUUCUAUCAUAUCAGCCUAUCUACUAAUUAUAUAUUUAUUUAGAUUUUAUUUUGUUGAGUUCAGAACAUAUCUAGCACACACACACACACACACCUCUAUAUUUCCCCAAGACAAUCCUGAAUGGAAUUGUCAUGGAAGAGGCCACUUUUGUUUGACAAGUAUAGGUAGUCCUCAACUUACGACCACCAUUGAACCCAAAAUUUAUGUUGCUAAAUGAGACAUUUGUUAAAUGAGCUUUGCCCCAAUUUAUAACCUUUCUUGCCAGAGUUGUUAAG